AAAAAAAAGUUAUUCUUUUUCUACAGGUGAAGUCCUAAAAAACUUAAACAAGUUCUACAAAAGAAAAGAAAUUCAAAGACUAGGAGCAGAAAAUGGACUAGAUGCUCGCCUCUUUCACCAGGCAUUUAUAAGCUUUAGGAAGUAUAUCAUGGAGUCCAGUUCUGUGAGUGCUGAUUUGCAUAUUAUUCUCAAUGAUAUAUGCUGUGGUGCAGGCCACGUGGAUGAUCUGUUUCCAUUUUUCCUGAGGCACGCAAAGCAGAUCUUUCCAAUGCUGGACUGCAUGGAUGAUCUGCGCAAGAUCAGCGACCUGAGGCUGCCACCCAACUGGUAUCCAGAUGCCAGGGCUAUUCAGAGAAAGAUAAUAUUCCAUGCUGGUCCUACAAACAGUGGAAAAACUUACCAUGCUAUCCAGAGAUUUUUGUCAGCCAAAUCUGGAAUAUACUGUGGUCCACUAAAACUUCUGGCUCAUGAGAUCUUCCAAAAGAGUAAUGAUGCUAACGUGCCAUGUGACCUGGUGACAGGAGAAGAGCGUGUGUUUGCCAAUGAAGAUGCCAGACAGGCCCCUCAUGUUGCUUGUACCAUUGAAAUGUGCAGCACUAAUACACCUUAUGAAGUUGCUGUGAUAGAUGAAAUUCAGAUGAUCAGAGAUCCUGCCCGGGGCUGGGCUUGGACAAGAGCCCUUCUAGGCCUCUGUGCAGAAGAAAUCCACGUUUGUGGAGAACCUGCUGCUAUUGACUUGGUGACAGAGCUCAUGUACACUACAGGGGAGGAAGUUGAAGUCCGAAACUACGAGAGGCUGACUCCUCUGACUGUGCUGGAUUAUGCCUUGGAGUCCUUGGAUAACCUCCGGCCUGGGGACUGCAUUGUCUGUUUCAGUAAGAAUGACAUUUACUCUGUGAGCCGGCAGAUUGAAGCCAGAGGAUUAGAAUGUGCUGUCAUAUAUGGCAGUCUGCCUCCAGGAACAAAGCUUGAACAGGCAAAGAAAUUCAACGAUCCUGAUGAUCCGUGCAAAAUUUUAGUUGCUACAGAUGCAAUUGGAAUGGGACUCAAUUUGUGUAUCAGAAGGAUAAUUUUUAACUCCAUAGUAAAGCCAACUGUCAAUGAGAAGGGAGAGAAGGAGAUAGACUCCAUCACCACCUCCCAGGCACUGCAGAUCGCGGGCAGGGCUGGGCGCUUCGGCUCCUCCUUCAAGCAGGGAGAGGUCACCACCAUGCACCGCGACGACCUCGUGCAGCUGAGGGACAUUCUGAAUGAUGCUGUGCCCCCUGUCAAGGCAGCUGGCCUACACCCUACUCCUGAGCAGAUAGAAAUGUUUGCUUAUCAUCUUCCUGAUGCCACUCUAUCCAACUUAAUUGAUAUUUUUGUGAGCCUCUCACAAGUUGAUGGGAUGUACUUUGUCUGCAAUAUUGAUGACUUUAAAUUUCUGGCAGAUAUGAUUCAGCACAUUCCACUAAAUCUGCGAUCACGAUACGUCUUCUGCACUGCACCCUUGAACAGAAAAGAGCCUUUUGUGUGUACCACUUUGUUGAAGUUUGCACGACAGUUCAGUAGAAACGAGCCCCUGACGUUUGACUGGCUCUGCCGGCACACCAAGUGGCCCUUAGCUGCUCCAAAAAACAUCAAGGAACUUGUGCACCUUGAAGCUGUGCAUGAUGUUUUUGACCUCUAUCUGUGGUUAAGUUACCGCUUCGUGGAUAUGUUCCCUGAUGCUGUCCUUGUAAGGGACAUUCAGAAAAAACUGGAUGACAUUAUCCAGAUUGGUGUCUGCAACAUCACCAAGCUGAUCCGAGCAUCCCAGUCUGCAGCUGCUCCUGGCACAGCUGAGGCUGUCUCAGAAGACUUUCCUCUCUCAAGGACUCAGAAGGAUGCCAGGGCAGUUUCAGACCGUCACGGUGCAGCCUCCACAGAGGCCCUGUCCAUUGCAGUGGAGGCUGCAGGACUGAGAAGAGUGAAGAACUCGAGACCCUCUCGGCUUGGCAGCAGGCAGGAGGAUGUGAAAAGCUAUGGACGUGGAUCUCUUGCCAACAGAUUGCUGCAGGAGGGACUUCUGACACAGGAAAUGCUGAGACAGCUGGAGAGUGAGUGGCAGGAUCAGCACAGGAAUGGUAGAUAUGGCUUUGGUUCAAAAAGAGAUGAUCAGCAUAGUUCAAAGGAAACGAGGAAAAAGAGAAAAUAGAACCAUGUCCUAAUUCUGUUUAGUUUUUAUUCAUAAAAUAAAAUACUAUUUUAAUAAUCUCUUUGGCAUGUCAUGUUUACACUGCUGCAGCUCCUUGAUGUUUUUCCUUCUCCAGUGACCAGUAAUGUGAAGCAAUCAGAGAAAUGAACUCUUAAAAGCCCAGAGGCCGUAAGUUUGUUUUUGCCACUCAGCUGUGCACUCUUUCAAUCAUGGUGUUCAGCAUUAAGUGUAUGAUCUGCUGCUCUGUGAAAAUUUGAACUUGGUGUCUUCUUGCAAGAUAUCAUCUCAUCAUCAAUAAAUAUCAGAUAUUUCACUAGUAAUGAAUUAGCUACUCAUUCCACCCCUUCUCAAAGAGCAGAGUUUAACAGAUCACAAACAAGUAAUGAACAGCCUGGAACAAAAUUGGCUUAGAAUGGUGAUAAGAAUCAUGUGCCUCUAAUCAUUGUGUCCUGUGAAAAUGUGGAAGGAGGUGAAAAGCAUUUGUGGUAAUAUGUCAGGAGUGAUGGAAUUCUGGUCACAAGAAUUUUGGAGUGAAUUUCAGUUCUCUAAUCUGCGGGGUGAUUGUUAUGCUGUGUGAUUUGCUUUUUAUGUGAGCAGUUUUGAGCUCCCACUAUGGAUACUGGUGAGUGGAAAGAAUCAGAUGCUGAAACUGCUGUGUAUUUACAGAAAUGGGUUUCAGCACUUGUUGCUGGGCUGCCUGAGGAGAAUGAUGCUACACUGGCUGUGUACAAGUGCACAAGUCCUGCUUGUGUUAAUGUUAACAGGCAAACCUCUAAAAUCCAGGUUGAGUUUCACUAUCAAAUAGCUGACUUUCUGAUCUGUGUUUCUCUGCAGGCUGAAAGCUUGUUUUGAAUCUUCUUUCUCUUGAUAUCAAUCCUUUAUGCUGCUGUUCAGAAAGAAACCUGCAGCAGUUUGAAAUAUGUUUUUGCAGCUGUUUUCAGUGUAGUUCAUGUACUCUUCCCUCAUUGUUUACUAAAAAGCAAGCAGUGCGUGAAUGUUUCUAGUCCACAUGAUCUCCCUCUGGUUUCAGUACAGUACUGGUGGGAAGAGAAAGUUUUAGGUCCUUCCCCUCCAAAGCCACAUCUUUUUUUCCUUCCCCAAGAAAAGCCAAGCAGCUCUGUGUGUGGCAAUGGCUGUGUGGGUGUUGUGGAUUUUCUGCUUUGCAGAUGAGUAGUUCAGCUUUGCUUUCCCAGAGUCCUGCUGAACAGCAGCACCCCUUGCAGAGUGCAAGCUUGCAUUAACCCUUACAAAUGUGUCACAUCUGCUGCUAUCACACAGCCUGUGUGAUGUGGAUUGUGUGAUGCAGUGGUAUCAGUUGGCUCCUUGUUCUUGGCACUCAAGUGAAAGGGAAGCAGCAGUUGCCAAAGCCUGCAAGUUUUGACCACAUUCAUUGUCCCACUUACCCCUGGGACUGCACUUCCCCCAGGGUGCACUUCCAGGGUGGAUUGCAAACCACUCUUUAAAACCACCUUGGCUGUCCACCAUGGACAACUCUUGUUUUCUCUGCCCAGUGUGUGUGAGAUUGGCAUGUGGGAGACCCACAUUGACAUGUGCUUUGCUUCUGUUAGGUUGAAUUUAUCCUUUAAUCAUACAGUAAGCUGAGUACUAGUGUAUAUAUUUGGGCAAGGAAAGAGUGUCUGGGACUUGAGGGUAUAAGCCAGCCUUGUGUUUCAGCACCAAGCCUUGCAAUAAAGAAGCUAAAUGACUAUAAGCAUUCUUUUUUGUAUUUUGCUGAGAUUAGCACUUUGCUUAACUCCCUGCUUGUUUCCAUAGUGACUCCAUAGU
Ficedula albicollis (Collared flycatcher) is the source of this 3961-nucleotide messenger RNA. RefSeq names its product Suv3 like RNA helicase (gene SUPV3L1). The record is from RefSeq and is a predicted model, not a curated record. Gene Ontology annotation, biological process: RNA catabolic process; mitochondrial RNA 3'-end processing. Bases 149 to 2176 code for a protein of 675 amino acids. NCBI's taxonomy places the organism in Eukaryota, Metazoa, Chordata, Aves, Passeriformes, Muscicapidae. The transcript has 14 exons. Gene Ontology annotation, cellular component: mitochondrial degradosome. Gene Ontology annotation, molecular function: RNA helicase activity; hydrolase activity, acting on acid anhydrides; ATP binding.